This is a messenger RNA of Rotaria sordida, 924 nucleotides long. Lineage: Eukaryota; Metazoa; Rotifera; Eurotatoria; Philodinida; Philodinidae. The record is from the annotation of a GenBank genome assembly.
AUGGAUGUCUCCAUGUAUUCACGCCCCUUAGAAAUGUGGGAUAGUUCGUAUCCAGUAGAUUCUGGAGUCUAUACUCCACGAAUAUCUCGUAGAUACAAGAAAUCAAUCGAUUCACGCGACUACAUACCUGAUUUUCGUAGAGAAACAACAGAUAUGCCUAUUGCUAGUUUUGUUUCUCGAUCUCGGCUAAGAGAGGAAGGAAUCUCAUCUCUAUCAACAUAUCGUCGUGAUGCUACAUUUCCAGAAUCAAAGUUAACACGAGAACGAACAUCGAGCAAACCAAGGUUUUGCUCAUAUCAAAAACUCUGUCGAGAAUAUGUAUGGUCUCUUAAUUGGCCACGAGAAUAUUUCAAUCAUCGUUUUAAUCGUUGUUAUUGUUCUCAAUGUUAUCCAGAGAAUUAUAAAGAUGUAUACAUAACGGCUGAUGAAUUCUAUGUUAUUCCUCGAGGUUGGGUUCGUUUUGGUCUAUAUGUGGACGAAGUUAAAGCAAAUUGUGAAAAUCUAUGGAAUACAUGGAUUGUUACGUAUCAUGGAACACAACUACCAGCAGCUCAAUCUAUCAUCGCUCAUCGUCAGUUUUUAUUACCUGGUGAUACAUGUGAUGAUGGAACGGUAAUUGGUAUUCGUAAAGGUCAUAUACCUGGCAAGAAUCAAGUUUAUACUUCACCGACAAUUAAGUAUUCGGGUUUAGACUGCUACUGUAAGAAAUACCCAUAUCAAGCGAUCAAUGGUCAAUGGUAUCAGGCGAAGAUUGUUCUUCAAUGUCGACAACAGCCUGGUACUUAUGAAACUCAAGGUGAAGCAGUUGGUAGUCGAUCAAAACGAAUCUGUAAUAUAAUACCGAAUGAUAGAAUUGAAAUUUUUACAACUGUGAGAGCAGCAGUCGUACCCUAUGGACUACUCGUACAACUAACACCAAUGUAA